AUGGCUGCGCCGCCGGGCAGCAACACCAACACCAAGGGGGGCGUAUCGUCUGCGGCCCAAGACAUGUUCACGCCGGACCUGGAGCGGCAGCGGCAGAUGCAAGACGACGGGGCGGAAACGCGCUCUGGGCCGCCGAUGGGCUCUUCGACUGCUGGCCUCCCCGACGACAACGCCGACCUCGUCACCACGGCCGAGGACCGCGACCUCAAGCGCGGCUUACACGAGCGCCACCUCUCCAUGCUGGGCAUCGCGGGCGCCAUCGGGACGGGCCUCUUCCUGGGCCUCGGCGGCGCGGUGCAGACGGGCGGCCCGCUGGGCGCGCUGCUGGGCUACGCAACGGUCGGCAUCAUCGUAUGCGCGGUGCAGUUCGCGCUCGGUGAGGCGGCGGCGCUGCUGCCCGUGACGGGCGCCUUUGUGCGACACGCCGAGUUCCUCGUCGACCCGGCGUGGGGGUUCGCCGUGGGCUGGAACCUCGUGUACGGCAACCUGCUGAGCAUCCCGAGCGAGAUCACGGCCAUCUGCGUGCUCAUCGAGUUCUGGCACCCGGACGUCAGCCCGGCCGUCUUCAUCGUGUGCUUCAUCGUCGUGACGGUGGCGGUGGGCUUCGCGUUUGUGCGCGUCUUCGGCGAGGUCGAGUUCUUCUUCGCGCUGCUCAAGAUCCUGCUCGUCGUCUUCCUCAUCAUCCUCGGGCUCGUCAUCGACCUGGGCGGCGUCCCCGGCACGUCGGCCGUCUACUUCCGCUACUGGCGCGACCCGGGCCCCUUUGUCGAGUACAUUGCGCCGGGCAACUGGGGCAAGUUCCUGGGAUACUGGAGCGUCAUGACGGGGGCCGUGUUUUCGUUUGCGGGCGUCGAGUCGAUUGCCAUGGCGGGCGCCGAGACGCGCAACCCGCGGCGGGCGAUCCCCGCGGCGUGCAAAAACGUCUUCAUCCGCAUCGUGCUCUUCUACAUGCUGGCGAUCCUGGUGGUGGGCAUGCUGGUGCGCAGCGACGACCCGCGGCUCGACGGCUCGAGCGGCACCGCGGCGCAGAGCCCCUUCGUCAUCGCCGCCGAGGCCGCGGGCCUGCCGGCCGUGCCGUCCGUCGUCAACGCCGUCGUCAUCACGUCGGCGUGGAGCUCGUCCAACCAGGCGCUGCUGGCCGGCACGCGCGUGCUGUACGGCCUCGCCCUGAAGCGCCAGGCCCCGCGCGUCUUUCUGCGCACCACGUCGUGGGGCGUCCCCUGGGUUUGCGUCGCGCUGUAUACGGCCUUCAUGUUUCUCAGCUUCAUGAGCCUGUCGAGCGGCGCCCUCGCUGCGUUUUGGUGGCUCGUCGACCUGACGGCGGCCGGCGUGCUCGUGUCGUGGAUUGCGAUCCUGCUCAACCACAUCCGCCUGCGCCUCGCGUUCAAGCGGCAGGACAUUCCCCUGACGAGGCUGCCGUGGUACAACUCGUGGACGCUGUAUACGUCGUACUUUGCCAUUGUCAUGUGCGUCCUCAUCCUCCUCACGUCCGGGUUCAAGGUCUUUACCAAGGGCAACUGGGACCCCAGCAGCUUCGUCUCUGCAUAUCUCGACAUUCCCCUCGUCAUCAGCGCGUACCUGAUCUGGAAGUUUUACAAGGGCACCAAGGUCGUAAAGUUGUCCGAGAUACCCCUCCACCGCGCCCUCGAGCAGGCCGAGCAAAAGUACUCGGUGCUGGAAUCAUAG
Messenger RNA from Purpureocillium lilacinum, 1686 nucleotides. RefSeq lists its product as uncharacterized. Lineage: Eukaryota; Fungi; Ascomycota; Sordariomycetes; Hypocreales; Ophiocordycipitaceae. Gene Ontology annotation, cellular component: membrane. Gene Ontology annotation, molecular function: amino acid transmembrane transporter activity. Gene Ontology annotation, biological process: amino acid transmembrane transport. The record is from RefSeq and is a predicted model, not a curated record.